AAGGAUGGUGCCAACCCUUAAAGUAUGGUAUAAAAGGUUCUGGGACUGUUGCCGAUGCUUGCAGUAUAAAGCUACAUCAUCAUCCACACGGUUCCAAAUUCAAUAGUCUGCAGAAUGCGUCCGUUGUGCGUGUUGAUCGCCAUUUUCUUACCCGUAAUUUUGCCAACUGAAGCUGCUCCGUUACCGACCAGUCCAUUUGCCUCGGACUUCGAUCCACCAAUCUCAGUAACCGACUUGGUGCUUGAUGCUAUUCCUCCGUCAUCAUCGACGGUUGCCACCAUUGUCUCGCAACAUCAACAUCUAUCCCUCAACGGCGCUUACGAAUAUGGUUACCUCAGCAGCAACGGAAUCGAAAUGGAGGAGAAGGGUGGCCAGAAAGAAAUCGAAGGGCCGGACGGAGAAAAAACGUUUGGAAUAGUCUCGAGUGGUAAAUACUCUUACAACAUCGUUGAGGACGGCAAGAUAAAAAAAAUGACAGUUGUUUGGACGGCUGAUGAAAAAGGAUUUCGCCCCGUCAUCACCAUUUCCGAUAUUUGAUUUUUUUAACAUUAUGUAAUGCGACAAAAAAUGUGUGGCAAGUUGUUUCAUUUGCCAUUCUCCGUCUUAAUUUGUUCAUUGUUCCACGCUAAAAUUCCCUUAUAAACAAUUUCUAAUCGCUAAACUUGCAGAGAUAAAAAUUUAAUAAAAGGGCUACAUCAAACAGCUUAAUAAAGAUCCUAAA
Molecule: messenger RNA, 721 nt
Organism: Daphnia carinata
Lineage: Eukaryota; Metazoa; Arthropoda; Branchiopoda; Diplostraca; Daphniidae
Product: flexible cuticle protein 12-like
Exons: 3
Coding region: 115-537 (140 amino acids)
Source: RefSeq, a predicted model, not a curated record